AACCCACUUGUAAACUACUGUAGUACUGUACAAUAGAGCGACAUCCACGACUUACCCGCUUUUUUUACUUUGCUCAUGAAAUCAACAAGUUUAAUAGUGAAUACCAACCUUGUUAUGUUUAUGUACAGUGUACACUCUACGGCAAUAGUCGCCGUGAUCGUCGUCAUCGUCCGCUAAUGAGUGAUGACAUCGGAGUUUGUUAUCCCGAUACCGCUGUUAUCAGACGAUUUGACAGAAAUGCUGGCACUGUAUACAGUUGUAGUACAGACAUACAUUACGCACCUUUAACUUUACACUAUUAUAACUAUUGUGUUUUGUAUUUACUAUAAUAUGAUAUGUGAUAUUUAAUUAAUUUUUACAUCUUAGUUUUUACUGCCACGCCUCGUAUAAACGUCACAAUCCGAAUCUAGCGAAGCACUAUACCCCCCGUACCCGACUACUCAAGCCAACUCGAAUCCGUGUAGUCCAUGGAUAACGAAAUUUCUGCAGCCGAGCCUAUCGGUACCACCGUCCUGGACAUGCCAUCGAACCGUUCAGAGGCGGUCUCGGUAGACUACUCACCAGACAAUGAAGACCUAGACGAAGCGGCAGCUGCUGCCGUUGCCGCAUCAGAGGCUACUCGUGACACACUGGCUGAUGGUCUGGUUGCCAAUCUGCUCAGACCGUGUGUUGACCGUUUGGAUGCAACUGUACAAUGUACCAGACUGAGCCAACUCGACCUGAAACUACAGCUUGACUCAUUGGCUUCCGAGCUUAAGCGAUUGUCAUUGACACAGCACGAUUACUUGUUUGUUGCAAAGUUAAUAUCAUCAACAAAGUUGCCAGUUUCUGCUGACAAGACCAUUUCAUCUACAGUAACUGCUACGACAAAAACCGCCACUGACACAUGUGUCUUACUAGAAGGGUAUGCUCAUAGAUUAAGUGAUGCACGUGCCAAGAUAGCCGUUGUUGGAAAUAUACUGGAGUCUACUCAGGAACGCUUACGAGCGCUUUCUCACCGAAUAGGUCGUGAGCACAACAACCGUCGAUCACUCCUAGAGCCCCAAGCUGUGGUAAUUGGUGUGGAAGAUAAAAUGGAAUUGGAGAGAGAAAAUGAAAAAUUAAAUGAUAACGUAGAGGAGAUAAACGACAACAAAGAGGAGGUUCAGCCAAAUAAGAACCUCACAGUUUCUAAUGAAGACAACAUGGAAGAACGUCAACCUGAAGAAGAUGCUUCAGUGAUAGCAACAUCACUGGCUGCAUCGGAAAUACCAAAAAAGAYAUGAUGAACCGUGCGAGUCAUGCUGGCUCAAAGAUAUCCAGGCAGAUGCAUUGCUUUAUGACUUGCUGGCGUUGAUGUGGAAACCUGAAUCUGCCAUCACUAUCAAUCAAUACCUCUAUUUUAAAUACUUCACGAAUUAUAAUCCAAAAUUUAGUUUGGUAGAAGCUCCGUGAGCAGGUCACUAGCAUGGUGCUAAUAUAUGCCCUGCGAUUUAUUAACCAUCUACCAAGUGAACCAGCAUCUAAGACUACACUAAAGCAAUUCUGCAGUGCAGAUGUUUUAUUAACAUUCCAAUACGUAUUAUUGUUCUUGGCAUAAUUUAUCAAAACAUUUUACAUUAUAUGAUAUGUAUCAAUAAUGUUUUAAAUAUUACUUAUGUUGUAUUUUAAUA
Diuraphis noxia (Russian wheat aphid) is the source of this 1652-nucleotide messenger RNA. It is a transcript of the gene Snapin, whose product is annotated as SNAP associated protein. Gene Ontology annotation, cellular component: BLOC-1 complex; synaptic vesicle; BORC complex. Gene Ontology annotation, biological process: lysosome localization; lysosome organization; intracellular protein transport. The record is from RefSeq and is a predicted model, not a curated record. NCBI's taxonomy places the organism in Eukaryota, Metazoa, Arthropoda, Insecta, Hemiptera, Aphididae. Gene Ontology annotation, molecular function: SNARE binding.